GACAGGUAGUAAAACCUAUUUAAAACUGAGCUCAUUUUCUGACUCCUUAAACAUAUUUUCAGAUUUAAUCUCAAUGGUAACUCUGUCUACUCAUUUUCUCAAAAUAGAAACUUCGAGCUAAUUCUUCACAGUAUUCCUUGCCUCUCCUCUCCCUCUCCAAAUCUAACUGGCCAAAGCUCUUGCAGUAGUGGCCCCACUGCAAGGUGCAAAAAUAUACAAAGCUCCAUAAUCACCCUGAGACCACAUAGAGCAAACAUGAAUGAUAUUUCCCAAAAGGCUGAGAUUCUGCUUUCUUCAUCUAAACCUGUCCCAAAAACCUAUGUGCCAAAACUUGGCAAGGGUGAUGUAAAGGAUAAGUUUGAAGCCAUGCAGAGAGCCAGGGAAGAAAGAAAUCAAAGGAGAUCUAGAGAUGAAAAGCAAAGAAGAAAAGAACAAUAUAUUAGAGAGAGAGAAUGGAACAGGAGAAAGCAGGAGAUUAAAGAAAUGCUUGCUUCUGAUAAUGAGGAAGAGGCAUCUUCUAAAGUCGAAAAGGCUUAUGUCCCAAAGCUAACAGGAACUGUUAAAGGUAGAUUUGCUGAAAUGGAGAAACAAAGACAAGAAGAACAAAGAAAGAGGACAGAGGAGGAACGAAGACGCAGAAUUGAGCAGGAUAUGUUAGAGAAGAGGAAGAUACAACGUGAAUUAGCAAAAAGGGCUGAGCAGAUUGAGGACAUAAACAAUACGGGAACUGAAUCAGCAUCAGAGGAAGGAGAUGAUUCACUACUUGUAACAGUGGUACCUGUCAGAUCACACAAAACUUCUGGAAAGAUAAAGAAUUUCGAGGAUCUAGAAAAAGAACGAGAAGAAAAAGAAAGGGUCAAGUAUGAAGAAGAUAAAAGAAUAAGAUAUGAAGAACAACGGCGAUCUCUCAAGGAAGCAAACUGUCUUUCCUUGGUCAUGGAUGAUGAACUAGAAAGCGAGGCAAGAAAAGACUCCAUUUCUCCUGGAAAAUUGAAACUAACUUUUGAAGAAUUGGAAAGACAAAGACAAGAAAACCGAAGGAAGCAAGCUGAGGAGGAAGCACGACAACGUUUAGAAGAAGAGAAGCGUGCUUUUGAAGAAGCAAGGCGGCAAAUGGUAAAUGAAGAGGAGGAAAACCAAGACACAGAAAAAAUUUUAAAAGGGUACCGCCCUGGUAAACUCAAACUCAGCUUUGAAGAAAUAGAAAGACAAAGGAGAGAAGAUGAAAAAAAGAAAGCAGAAGAAGAAGCCAGAAGGAGAAUAGAGGAAGAAAAGAAGGCAUUUGCUGAAGCAAGGAGAAGCAUGGUAGUAGAUGAUGACUUCCCAGAGAUGUAUAAAACAAUUUCUCAAGAAUCUCUUACACCGGGAAAACUGGAAAUUAAUUUUGAAGAAUUAUUAAAACAAAAAAUGGAAGAAGAAAAACGACGAACGGAGGAAGAAAGGAAGCAUAAGCUAGAGAUGGAAAAACAGGAAUUUGAACAACUGAGACAAGAAAUGGGAGAGGAAGAGGAAGAACAUGAAACCUUUGAACUGAGUAGGGAAUAUGAAGAAUUAAUAAAAUUGAAAAGAAGUGGCUCUAUUCAAGCUAAAAAUUUAAAAAGCAAGUUUGAAAAAAUUGGACAACUGUCUGAAAAAGAAAUCCAGAAAAAGAUAGAAGAAGAACGAGCAAAAAGGAGAGCAAUUGACCUUGAAAUUAAAGAGCGAGAAGCAGAAAACUUUCAUGAGGAAGAAGAUGUUGAUGUCAAGCCUGCAAAAAAAAGUGAGGCUCCAUUUACUCAUAAAGUGAAUAUGAAAGCUAGAUUUGAACAAAUGGCUAAGGCAAGAGAAGAAGAGGAACAAAGAAGAAUUGAAGAACAAAAGUUACUACGCAUGCAGUUUGAACAAAAGGAAAUUGAUGCAGCACUACAAAAGAAAAGAGAAGAGGAGGAGGAAGAAGAAGGUGGUAGCAUCAUGAAUGGUUCCACUAUUGAAGAUGAGGAGCAAACGAGAUCAGGAGCUCCAUGGUUCAAGAGGCCUCUAAAAAACACAUCAGUUGUAGACAGUGAGCCAGUUAGAUUUACUGUUAAAGUAACAGGAGAACCCAAACCAGAAAUUACAUGGUGGUUUGAAGGAGAAAUACUGCAAGAUGGAGAAGACUAUCAAUAUAUUGAAAGAGGAGAAACUUACUGCCUUUAUUUACCAGAAACUUUCCCAGAAGAUGAAGGAGAAUAUAUGUGUAAAGCGGUCAACAACAAAGGCUCUGCAGCCAGUACCUGUAUUCUUACAAUUGAAACUGACGACUACUAGCUCCCCUUCCCUCUCCCUGGAACUUUCUCUGCCCCCUCCCGCCCCCCCCCCCCCCCCCCCCCCGAAUUUCUUACUACAUCCAUGUUUUCUGUGGCGGGGCCAAAAAUGGAAACCAGAAGUGCCACUAUAUUGACUUUUUAUUCCUUUUCCUAACAGUCUUCAAAACACAAGCUCAUCUAAAGAAUACCUUCUUCCUAUCCAAAUCAUCACCAGAUUCGUCACCAUAUUGUGAAGUUAAUGUGUAUUUAAUGGGGUAGAGUGGAAAAGUUACUCAAUUAUUCUAAGCUUAUAGCAAUUACGUUUUAAAGAUCACAAAUAAAACAUUAUUUUGCAUGAAAAAAUGAUGUUUAUGAGCUAUUUAUACACCUAAAAUUAAUGGAGACUUCAUAAUUUGGAAACUACUGAGUUUUCCUUAAUAGUCAUUUUUCUUGUUGUAGUUUUAAAGUCUUUCUGAAGCACAGAGGGAAAAGGGGGAACAUGGAGAACAACAAAAGUUAAGACUUUUAAGGAGAAAAUUUAACGGAAACCACUGCCUAUCUAGAAUUCUGAGUGUUGAGACUAUUAACAUGUACUAUUCAAAGGUGUGUUAUAUUCAAGCUUCUAAAGCAAAUUUACGUUGUGACCUUGCCUGAACAAAUUACAUUUUAGUAAAAAAACUUUGUAUCAGUAGUUCAUGCAGGAGAAAACACUUUCAACAUAAUUGAAGAUUUUGAGGUUUAAGAGGGGGGGAAAAAGGCACAAUCUUCAAUUUUAAAAUCUGGUCUACAAUGAGUUUGUAAAUAAUUAAUUACCAUGUUCUAUUACCAAGUUGUUUUAUAUUUUAGUUUUCUGGAAGACAAUUUUAUUUUACAAUGUAAACCCAUAAUAAAAUAACUUGUGUAUUUAAAAU
Molecule: messenger RNA, 3175 nt
Organism: Panthera uncia (snow leopard)
Lineage: Eukaryota; Metazoa; Chordata; Mammalia; Carnivora; Felidae
Gene: NEXN
Product: nexilin F-actin binding protein
Exons: 14
Coding region: 256-2286 (676 amino acids)
Biological process (GO): mitochondrial fusion
Source: RefSeq, a predicted model, not a curated record